UGCUGGGCAGUCUGCAAGGUCCAGCACGAUCUUCCAGCUCCGGAAGACUUGUCUCCACUGUUGUCCCUAGCAGUGGUACCUCUCGCCAAGAUGAUGUCGCUACGACAGGCACUGGUGCUGCUGGCACUGAGUGUGCAGAUUGCAUUGUUAUCAGCUUCCCUGGUGCGUAAGAAUGUGGACUUAUUGUCGGACCAAGAAGUGUUGAGCCUGGAGUCCUACCUGAGAGAGCUUGAAGAUGACAAAACGGUGAACGGUUAUCAGAGUCUGGCCGCCUUCCAUGGCGAGCCUUCCAUGUGCACGGACGACGACGGACACCCGGUGGCCUGCUGUGUGCACGGUAUGGCCACCUUCCCCCAGUGGCACCGACUGUACGUCGUGCAGCUGGAGCAGGAACUGCACGACAGGGGCCUGGCUGAUAUCGGUGUGCCCUACUGGGACUGGACAAAGCCCAUCACGGCCUUGCCACGCCUCGUGCAGGAGCCUAUCUUUAAAGACCCUAAAGGAGGUCUCGGCCAGAAAAACUCUUGGUUCUCCGGUGAAAUCAACGUGGACAGCCUGAACCUGCACACGAGCACUGCUCGCGCCGUGGACGAUCGCCUUUUCCAGAGCGUCGCGCCCGGCGAGAAUACUCAGCUGUUCGAGAUGGUUCUCGACGCCCUAGAGGAGGACGACUACUGUCACUUCGAGGUACAGUUCGAGGUGGCCCACAACCACAUCCACUACCUAGUGGGAGGCCGUCACGACCACUCCCUGUCCACGCUGGAGUGGAGCUCCUACGAUCCCCUCUUCUUCCUGCACCACUCCAAUGUUGACCGCAUCUUCGUCAUCUGGCAGGAGCUGCAGAAAAAGCGCGGCAAGGCAUACGACCAUGCUGACUGCAGCGUGGAGCUCUUCCGCAAAAAGCUGGAGCCUUUCGACAGGGACACGAACCCUAUUGAGCUGACCCGCACUUACAGCACGGCCAAGAGUCUCUUCAGCUACCGACAGCUGGGCUACGUGUACGACGAUCUGUCGCUGAACGGCCUGAACAUCGAGCAGCUGUACAACCUGCUGGAACAGCGCCACGCACGAGAGCGAGCUCUGGCCAGCUUCACCCUGCACGGCCUUGGCUUCUCCGCCAAUGUCCGGAUCAAGGUAUGUGACCACGAUGACGACGACGACCAAUCUCACAGCCACUGCGAGUUUGCAGGUGAUAUCUUUAUCCUGGGAGGCGCCAACGAGAUGCCGUGGGAGUUCAACCUGCCCUACCACUUCGACAUCAGCAAGGCCGUGGAGCACCUGGGCAAGAAGCUGAACGGUGACUACGUCGUGACGGCAGAGCUGUACAGUGUCAAUGGCACGUCACUCAACCCCAACCUCCUGCCCAGACCAGUGGGUGUUUACAGACCUGCCAAGGGCUUCACUGACCCCAAGCCGAGCGAAUCGGACGUGCAGAGUGCAAAUGUCGUCAUCCGCAAGGACGUGGACACGCUGACGGACGAGGAGGUGUACGAGCUGCGGCAGGCGCUGUCCCGCUUCCAGAACGACACGUCUGUCAACGGCUACCAGUCUGUGGCCGAGUUCCACGGGUUGCCUGCCCGCUGUCCUCGCCCCGACGCCAGGGUGCGCUACGCUUGCUGCGUCCACGGCAUGGCCACAUUCCCUCACUGGCAUCGACUUUUCGUUGUGCAGGUGGAGGAUGCUCUCAAGAGUAGAGGCUUGCACUUCGGUAUCCCUUACUGGGACUGGACGCGGCCCGGCACCACUGUACCCGCCAUCGCUAGUCAAGAGACUUACGAAGAUCCUAACAGCGGCAGCUCGGUGCACAACCCCUUCUUUAACGCACCUGUGGCUUUCCUUGGAGAGACUACCUCUAGACAGGUCCAGCCUGAAUUGUCGGCAAAGCCAGAAUACGGAGACCACACGGCCCUGUUUGACGGCAUACUGCUGGCCCUUGAGCAAAGAGACUUUUGCGACUUCGAGGUACAGUUUGAGGUAGUACACAAUCUCCCGCAUUUCCUGGUGGGUGGCUUUGCACCUUACUCCUUGUCCACCCUCCACUACAGCGCCUUUGACCCCAUCUUCAUCCUGCACCACUCCAACGUGGACCGUUUGUGGGCCAUCUGGCAGGCGCUGCAGAUCAAGAGAGGUCUUCCCUACAAGGCCCACUGUGCCCACACCAUGACCCACGAACUCCUCAAACCGUUUGGUUUUGCUCCUCCUCUCAACAGCAACGAGAAGACAUACUCGCACGCGCGCCCAACCAAUAUCUACGACUACGAACACGAACUAGAGUACGCGUACGAUAACCUGCAGUUCGGUGGCAUGACCAUCGACCAGCUGGACCACUACAUCGAUGAACGACGUACUAAGGACCGAACCUUUGUGGGUCUUCACCUUCAAAACAUCGGGACGUCAGCCCGAGUGAUCCUUUCUAUCAAACCAAAAGAUGGUGACUCUUAUGAGGUAGCCACGCUUGCAGUCCUUGGUGGAGAGAAGGAGAUGCCCUGGAAUUUCGACCGUCUCGUCAAGGUGGAGAUAACUGACGCUCUGAAAAACAGGGGUUUGAAAUAUGACGACGAAUACGAUGUUGUCCUCUCUAUCAAAGAUGUCAAUGGAAAGGACUGGCCUGAAGACACAUUCAGCCACACAACCAUCAUUCAUGAAGAAGGAACCACUCACGAAGAGGAAGAGCACCAAGAGCUGCACGUGCGCAGUGACGUCAGCAGCCUGACAAGUGAGCAGGUGCAGAACCUGCGCGAGGCCCUACACUCUCUAGAGGAAGACACGUCGAUCAAUGGUUUCGAGCACAUCGCGGCUUUCCACGGCCAGCCCAACUGGUGCCCGUCCCCGGACGCCGAGAAGAAGUUCGCCUGCUGCGCGCACGGCAUGGCGGUCUUCCCCCACUGGCAUCGUCUGCUCACCGUGCAGGCCGAGAACGCGCUCAGAGCUAAAGGCUUCCAGGAUGGUUUACCAUACUGGGACUGGACGCUGCCGAUGACAUCCCUGCCAGAGAUCGUUGUGGGUGAAACGUACGUCAACCCUAAGACGAAUUCACCUGAGCCCAACCCGUUUCACCACGGCAUCGUCGAGGGGAAAACAACGACCCGCAGCGUGCGAGACAAGCUCUUCGAGCAGCCUAAGUUCGGCAGCCUGACCAAGAUCGCCAAGAUGGUGCUUCUGGCCUUCGAGCAGACAGACUUCUGCACGUUCGAGGUGCAGUACGAGAUCGCCCACAACUACAUCCACGCACUGGUGGGCGGCAACGAGUCCUACUCCAUGGCCUCGCUCCGGUACACAGCUUACGAUCCAAUUUUCUUCCUGCACCACUCUAACACUGACCGCAUCUGGGCCAUCUGGCAGGCUCUGCAGCACUACCGGGGACUGCCGUACAACUCUGCAAACUGCGCUAUUGCCUCCCUGCGCAAGCCGUUGCAGCCUUUCGCUCAGACCAGCACCAUCAAUCCCGACCGCAUCACGCGAGAUCACUCUGUACCCUUCGAGGUCUUCGACUACGAGCGCAGCUUCCAGUACCACUACGACGACCUCGAGUUCAACGGCUUCUCCAUCCCGCAGCUGCAACGCGAGAUCCUGCAUCGCCAACACGACGAGCGAGUCUUCGCCGGCUUCAUGCUGCGCGGCAUCGGCAAGUCGGCGCUCGUCACUCUCGAGGUAUGCGAACCCAGCGGCACGUGCCACCCUGCGGGCGAGUUCUACAUCUUGGGCGACGAGUACGAGAUCCCUUGGCAGUACGACCGUCUGUUCAAGUACGAGAUCACAGACGUAUUGGAGGAGUUCAAGCUGGAGGCCAACGACCGUUACAGCGUGCAGUACUCCGUCAUCGACCUGGACGGCAAAAUCAGUAGUGACGUCUUCGGCAAGGUCACUGUUGUCGUUCGACCUGGAUCAGGUGAGACGCCAAAGGGUGAAAUCGACAAGAACAUUGUGGCUUCUUCCCACAUCCGCCGUAACCUGCAGGACCUGAGCGAGGGAGAGGUGGAAAGCUUAAAGAGCGCGCUUAGAAGCUUGGAAGACGAUGGAACCUUCGGGAAGAUCGCCUCGUUCCACGGCUACCCUGGCCUGUGCACGCACGAAGGCCGCAAGGUGGCUUGCUGCGUGCAUGGUUCGGCCACCUUCCCCCACUGGCACCGGCUGUAUGUUGAUCAGGUGGAGAACGCACUCUUGGCCCACGGCUCCGCUGUCUCCGUGCCUUACUGGGACUGGACCCAACCCAUCCGACAGCUACCCGCGCUCAUCAACGAGGCCUCCUACUUCGAUUCGCGCUCGCAGACAGAAGAAUCUAACCCCUUCUUCCAGGUCAAGAUCCUUGACACAGGAAAGGUGACCACCAGAGACCCCCAACCCGAGCUCUUUAACAGCGACUACCUCCUCAACAACGUCCUGUUGGCCUUGGAGCAAACCAGCUUCUGCGACUUCGAGAUCCAGUUCGAGAUCGUGCACAACGCCUUGCACUCUUUGGUGGGUGGCCGAGGCUUGUACUCCCUAAGCUCUCUAGACUACGCGGCCUUUGAUCCCCUUUUCUUCCUGCACCACGCCAACGUGGACCGCAUCUGGGCAAUCUGGCAGGCCCUGCAGCAAUACCGGGGGCUGCCGGACGACAAGUCAGACUGCGCCCUCAACAUCAUGCGAAAGCCGCUCCAUCCCUUUGAUGACAAGGGCCAGAACGAAUUCGACCUCACUAACCGCUACAGCAGACCCAUCGAUGUCUUUGACUACAGCAACCACUUUGACUACCACUACGACACCCUCAACUUCAACUCGUGGACCAUCCCUCAGUUGGAGGAGGUGCUGAAGAGACAGAGAGCGCAGGACAGGCUCUUCGCUGGAUUCCUUCUGCAUAACAUCGGCACUUCGGCCGAUGUCCAGCUCUUCAUUUGCGUAGCCACUGGCAACGGGGAGCGGAACUGCAACCACCCUGCAGGAUCGUUUUCUGUCCUCGGCGGUGAGACAGAGAUGUCUUUCAUCUUUGAUCGUCUUUACAAGUACGACAUCAGUGACCCAGUGCGAAAGCUGGGCCUGAAACUGGACAGCGCUGGCGACAUUGAUCUUGAGAUCAAGAUCAGGGCGUACAACGGCUCCUACCUGGAAUCCAGCGUUCUUCGGAGACCUUCUCUGAUCUUCGUACCUGGCGAAGACAACAGCCAAGACCAGACGGGCAAAACCGAAAGACGGUUGAUCAGAAAGAGUGUGACGUCACUGACCAUCGGCGAGCGGCGGUCCCUGGUGCUGGCCCUCCAGAGCCUGCAGGAAGACAGCUCCGCCACGGGUUUCCAGGCGCUGGCCUCCUUCCACGCAGUGCCACCCCUCUGCCCGUACCCCGAGGCCAACCAGCGUUACGCCUGCUGCGUGCACGGCAUGGCCACCUUCCCGCAGUGGCACCGACUCUACACCGUACAGUUUGAAGACGCACUCCGACGACGAGGGGCCCUCGUUGGCAUCCCCUACUGGGACACCGUCAACCCGCAAAAUUCUCUACCCGCGUUUUUCAACGACGCUAUCUACCAUGACCCAGUGCUCGACGUUGACAUCCCCAACCCAUGGGCUGGUGCUGCCAUCGCGUUCGAGAACACUAAGGUGGAGCGUGAUUUCAAGUUGGACCGUCUGUCUGAUGACGGCGAACACGGCUACGACAACUGGCUGUGGAAGCAAUUCCUCUUUGCCCUCGAGCAGGAGAACUACUGCGACUUUGAGGUACAGUUUGAGAUCGCCCACAACGCCAUCCACGCCUGGGUGGGCGGCAGCAAGGAGCACAGCAUGGCUCACCUGCACUACGCCUCGUACGACCCCAUCUUCCUUCUGCACCACUCCAGCACUGACCGCAUCUACGCCCUCUGGCAGGAGCUACAGCGCCUGAGAGGUCAUGACCCCAACGAAGCCAACUGCGCUCUGGAACUCAUGCGGGAGCCGCUCAAACCUUUCAGUUUCGGUGCACCGUACAACCUUGACCCCAUCACAAAAGAGUACUCUAAGCCAGAGGACGUCUUCGACUACAAGAGCCACUUCAACUACGAGUACGACACCCUGGAGCUUGCGGGCAUCAACGCGGAACUGCUGCUUAGCCUCAUCAACAAACAAAAGGAAAAGUCACGAGCAUUCGCUGGCUUCCUUCUCGGUGGAAUUAAAACUUCUGCCCACGUGGACAUUUGGGUGUGUACAACUGAGAACGUGUGCACGGAGGCCGGCGACUUUGACGUCCUGGGCGGCACGGCUGAGAUGCCCUGGUCAUUCGACCGUCUCUACCGCUAUGAGAUCACAGAGGUCCUGGAGAAGAAGAGCUUGAGCGUUGACGACGCCUUCACAGUUAAAGUGCAGCUCCGAGCUCUCAACGGCUCUGAGCUUAGCUCCAGCCUCAUCCCCACUCCCUCCGUACUCUACGAGCCUAAGUCACGAGUAACAUCGAUCCAGGAACUGCCCCCGAACCGAGUGCGUCACGAAAUCUCGCACCUGGACGCCCGCGCCACCAUGAGCCUAAAGGCCGCACUCAGUGACCUCCAAAAAGACGCCAAGAGCGGCUGGCAGGCACUGGCAGCUUUCCACGGAGUGCCUGCCCUGUGUCCUUCACCUGAGGCGCCCAAGUACGCCUGCUGUCUGCACGGUGUGCCCACCUUCCCCCACUGGCACCGUCUGUACACCCUGCAGGUGGAGCAGGCGCUCUUGAAGCACGGUAGCACCGUGGCUCUGCCCUACUGGGACUGGACGCUGCCAAUCAGCCAUCUGCCCUCACUCUUCACCGAGCAGACCUUCUACGAUGCCUGGAAGGACGAGGUGUUGGAGAACCCCUUCGCGCGCGGCUACAUCAAGGAGUCUAAGGGUUACACCGUCCGCGACCCGCAACCCGAGCUCUUCAAGCUCUCAGCUGACGGCAAGCACUCCGUCCUCUUUGAUGAGGUGCUGCUGGUGCUGGAGCAAACCGACUACUGUGAUUUCGAAGUGCAGUUUGAGGUAACCCACAAUGCCAUCCACUACCUAGUCGGCGGCCAUCAGUCCUACUCCCUGUCGUCGCUACAUUACUCCUCGUACGACCCCAUCUUCUUCACCCACCACACCUUCGUGGACAAGAUCUGGGCCGUGUGGCAAGAGCUGCAGAAGCGUCGAGGCCUUCCUUACGACCGAGCUGACUGCGCCGUCAACUACAUGAACGAUCCCAUGGAGCCCUUCAACUCCGUGGUCCUCAACGAGAACGCCUUCACGCGCACUCACGCUCUGCCGAAGGAAGUCUUCAACUACCAGGACCUCAACUUCCGCUACGACGACAUGAAGCUGGGAGGCCUAAACCUGGACGAGCUGGAGGAGGAGAUCCGCCAGCAUCAGAGCAAGGCGCGAGUCUUCGCUGGCUUCCUGCUGCACGGCAUAGGCACGUCGGCGGAAGUGAGGUUUUCUGUGUGUCAAGAGAAUGGCAAGUGCACGCGCGCCGGCGCCAUCUUCGUCCUCGGCGGUUCUCUGGAGAUGCCUUGGGCCUUCGAUCGUCUGUACAAGUAUGACAUCACCGACACUUUGAAUGAACUGCAUAUUCGUCCCGAGGAUGUCUUUAACGCCGAUGCGCCCUUCUCCCUCCGCUAUGAGAUCAUCGCUGUUAACGGCACCGCACUGCCACGUUCUUCGCUGUCCAAACCCACCAUCAUCUUCAAACCCGCCGUCGGAGCCCGGACUGAGGAAGCUUCCUAUUCCGUGUCCGGCAUUGGUGUCCGUAAGAACAUCAACACUCUGACUGUGGCCGAGACAGAGAGCCUGAAGAAGGCCCUGAGAGCUGUUCAGCAGCAGAGCGGCCCUAGAGGUUACCAGGAGAUCGCCGCUGCUCACGGCUACCCUGGCUUGUGCAAGGACAACGGUCACAAGGUGGCCUGCUGUCACCACGGAUCAGCCAGCUUCCCGCAGUGGCAUCGUCUCUUUGUCGUCACCCUGGAGCGCGCGCUGACCCUGCAGGGCGCACGCGUGGGCAUCCCGUACUGGGACUGGACGGAGUCCUUCACUUCACUACCGACCCUCCUUACCGACAAGGACGACAACCCCUUCGAACAUGGCGAGAUCGCUUCUCUAAAUGAAAAGACAACUCGCUCACCUCGGCCUCAGCUCUUCAGUGACCCCGAGCGCGGCGAGGAGUCCUUCUUCUACCGCCAGAUCCUCCUGGCCUUCGAGCAGCGCGACUACUGCGACUUCGAGGUGCAGUACGAGGUCACCCACAACGCCAUCCACUCCUGGAUCGGAGGCACCAGUCCUUACGGCAUGUCCACCCUCGAGUACUCGGCCUACGACCCCAUCUUCUUUAUCCAUCACUCCAACGUCGACCGGCAGUUUGCCAUCUGGCAGGCCCUGCAGCGCUACCGUGGCCUGGACUACAACAGCGCCAACUGCAACAUCCAGGAGCUGCGUCAGCCACUGGAGCCCUUCAACUGGGACAGCAAUCCCAACGACUUCAUCCGCGAGAACGCGCGCGCUGUCGAUGCUUUCGACUACGAUCAGUUCAACUACCAGUACGAUGACCUCAACUUCCACGGACUGACUAUCCCUCAACUGGAGGAGGCCAUCGAGAAGAGAAGAAGCGAGGACCGUGUAUUCGCCAACUUCAUGCUUCAGGGUUUCAAAGCCAGCGCUGAUGUGACCUUUGACCUGUGUGACGCCGACAACCACUGCAGCUUCGCCGGCACCUUCGCCGUGUUGGGCGGGCCUCUUGAGAUGGACUGGCACUUCGAUCGCCUCUUCCAGUAUGACGUCACUUCCGUCUUCAACCAGAUGCACCUGCGUCCGGACUCUGUCUACCACUUCGAUGUGCACAUCACGGCUAUCAACGGCACUCAACUGGCCUCGUCGCUGCUGGAGUCUCCAUCCGUCAGCUUCGUGCCGGGCAAAGGUAAGACUGGCAGCCGUGCUGUGGCCAAAGAAGACCCGCAACCCACGAAGACCAAAGAUGUCGUGCGAUAUGAGGUGUCCGCCCUUAGCCUGGAGCAGGUGAGCAACCUAAGGAACGCGCUGUACAAGCUGCAGAACGACGACGGUCCCAACGGCUACGAGGCCAUCGCCAGCUUCCACGGCGCACCCAAGCUGUGUCCGGAGAACGCCACCGACCGCUACGCCUGCUGCACGCACGGCAUGCCCGUCUUCCCGCACUGGCACCGCCUCCUGACCGUGCAGUUCGAGAUGGCGCUGAGGGACAAGGGCGCUCUGAUCGGCAUUCCUUACUGGGACUGGACCCGCCCGUCCAAGGCUCUGCCUUCGCUCCUCACCAGCACCGACAACAACCCCUUCUCCACAUACCAGAUCAAGUUCGCACAGCACCAGGUGACAAGGGACGUGCAACCAGGCUUGUACAACCGCCGAAAGCAAAGUGGUCUCGACUCCUUGUUCUACCAGACUGAGACGCUGGAGGAGACCAACUACUGCGACUUCGAGGUGCAGUUCGAGAUGCUUCACAACACCAUCCACGCUUUGGUCGGCGGACAGGGCACAUACUCCAUGUCGACGCUGGAGUACUCGGCCUUUGACCCCUUCUUCAUGAUCCACCACUCCAGCAUCGACCGCAUCUGGCAGAUCUGGCAGACCCUGCAGAAGCUGCGACACCGCUCCUUCAACUAUGCUCGCUGCGCCCUCAGAAACCUCUACCGCCCUCUGGAGCCCUUCAACUACGAAAGCAAAAACCCCAACCCCGUCACCCGCGCCAACUCCCGACCUGUCCAGAUCUUCGACGCUUCUAAGUUCCACUAUAACUUCGACAACCUCAACCUAAACGGCCACAGCGUGUCCGAGAUCAACACCAUCAUCGAGAACCUUCGCGACCACGACCGCGUGUACGCCGGCUUCGUCUUGUCCGGAAUCGGGGUCAGCGCCACGGCCAACGUAAAACUCGUGCCGCAAGGUGGCGACCCUGUUGACGUGGGGUCUUUCUACAUCCUGGGCGGCGACGGCGAGAUGCCUUGGGCCUACGAACGCGUGUACAAGUAUGACGUCACUGAUGCCUUGGAGAAGCUGGGCCUUAACGCCUACUCCAACUUCGGCUUCCAGGUGACGCUGACCAAGUAUAACGGCGAGCAGCUGGACGCCAGCCUGGCCACCCCUGUUGUCAUUUCUCGCCCCGCCAAUGCCGACUACGACGUCCUGAUUCUGCCACUGCUCGAGGAAAACAAGCUGCCUCCCAAGGUGAUCGUUAGCCGUGGCACUCGCGUCCGCUUCCACUACCCGGUCUCCAGCCUCACCGCCGCCGUUAAGGAGGUAGGCAGCUACACCAGCCUGUCCCUGUGCUCCAUCCCCCCUGGCGACGCCAACUCUUACGACCCCGACGUCAACUACAGCUUGGAGCCUGGCGACUACUUUUUCGUCUCCUCCAACAAGGCUCGAUGUGAGCAGGGCACGCGUGUGCAGAUCAGCAUCGACGAUGAGUAGAUGGCCUCAGGUCAAGGGUAAUUUGCCAUGUCACUGUCAAGGAUUUGCCAAAUUGCUCCUAUGACGUCACUGUCGUUUCGCUGUCUUUCUGUUACUACUUCUGACAGUGUCUAAGUGACUGUUGUUAUUGUCACCUGCACUGUGUUUAGUCUUAUUAGAAAUGCACAUGAUAACGAAGGAAAUUAAAAGGUUCGGAAAUUA
Pomacea canaliculata is the source of this 10575-nucleotide messenger RNA. Its product is annotated as hemocyanin G-type, units Oda to Odg-like. Gene Ontology annotation, molecular function: oxidoreductase activity. Lineage: Eukaryota; Metazoa; Mollusca; Gastropoda; Architaenioglossa; Ampullariidae. The record is from RefSeq and is a predicted model, not a curated record.